Molecule: messenger RNA, 1063 nt
Organism: Nezara viridula (southern green stink bug)
Lineage: Eukaryota; Metazoa; Arthropoda; Insecta; Hemiptera; Pentatomidae
Source: the annotation of a GenBank genome assembly
GACAGGAUUUACAUUGCGACUAUCAAAUGAGGAUGUUACUGUUCUAGACUAUAUUCGUCAUGUGUUUUGCCUUUAAUUAUUACUUGAGACGACAGGAGCAUGUGGGUGAAGGUGUUACUAGCCUGGCUGCUCGCUGCUCUCGCCCUGGUAGCAGCCUCCAGCGACUGGUCACAAAGCAGCUCUUCCCACCUCUACUCUCCCCUUCUACAGGAUGAUGACUGGCGUGGAAAGAGGACUGGACCUUCCUUGUCUGUAGCUAAUCCAAUAGAAGUGCUAAGAAACAGACUUCUUCUUGAAAUAGCACGCAGGAGGUUACAGAAACAAGGUGGCCAAGCAGAACAGAACAGAGAAUUCCUCAAGAAUAUUGGAAAACGCCACACGAUGCCGUAUAGGUCCUUUGACAGGAGAUUCUUGGACAGUUCGGACUAUCGGCUAAGCAGUGGUGAAUGGGAAACUCCAUAAACACCUAGCCUUUCAUUACUGAGCAGUAUUAUUAUUUCAAACCAACAGAAUAAAUUCCCUGAACCUUUUAUUAUAUAAGACUUAAUGUUAUGCUUUAUUUUAUGACAUGAAGUAAUGGUUUUGAAAUUUAAAGUGUCAUUUAAGUUUGUCUAGAAAUCCAUUUUUUUAUUAUUAUUAUUAUUAUUAUUUUUCCUUCAAGAAUUGAAUAAAACAUCUUAAAAAUUAUGUGAUCUUUCUUCUAUAAUGAUAACCCUUGUACUAGAAUGCUUGAACUUGAUGUAAUUUAUGAAAUAUUAAUCAGUAUGCUUGGUGACCCCUGACAACCCAAAAUUAAUUAUAAUUUAUUUGUAAAUACUUGAUAAUUAGUGAUGUUAUAUAUUUUUGUUAUAAAAACAUUAAUGAAAUAUAUUUUAAAUUAUUAAUGCAAGGACGACCUAUUUAUUAAUCUAAUUAUUAAACUAUGUAAUUUCAAGCAAACAUUAGAAAUAUCUAAUACUAUAAAGUAUAGAAAUGUAAAACUUAUGAUAUAGCCAUCAUAUAAUUUAUAAGUUAUUUCUUCAGUAUUAUGUAUUGUUUUCGAAUUAAACGAAUUGUAAAAAUU